Molecule: messenger RNA, 1781 nt
Organism: Amphibalanus amphitrite
Lineage: Eukaryota; Metazoa; Arthropoda; Thecostraca; Balanomorpha; Balanidae
Gene: Saysd1
Product: SAYSvFN domain-containing protein 1-like
Exons: 3
Coding region: 88-714 (208 amino acids)
Source: RefSeq, a predicted model, not a curated record
UGGCAAUAAAUUAACCUUUUGCGGUUUGCCAGUUGGCAGUUAUCCAAGUCCUGUUUGCAUGCCCUCGACUUCUUUGAGGAUAAGGUUAUGGCAGCAGUACUCACAGUAGGAUAUGAACAAAACCGUGUCAGAAAGAUCAGGGAGAUCACUGAUACUGAUGUGUCUGACUGGCAGUCAAUAGUUGUGCCAUUCUCCAGUGGCAUCUUUGGCAUGGAGGCCAAGCUUGCAGCCUAUCGCGCUGAGAAGCAGAGGCGCUGGGAGGCGGAGCAGCGGCGCCAGCGGCUGGCGGGGCUGUACCAGACUGCCACCGGCCUGUUCCGGCGUCAGGCGCCCGCGCCGGCGGAGAUGGAGCCGUCGGCGGCGGCCACCGAGCCCCUGCUGCCUCCCUCAGCGGCUGCUGACGGUCCUCCGCCGCCGGCGGAGCUCCGUGACGUCACCGGCAGCUCCGGCGGCGCGCUCGACUGGGUCAUCCUGGCCUGCAAGAUCGGCCUCUACCUCACCCUGUUUGGUAUCUGCUGCCAUUUCCAGUUCGGCGCUGCGUACGUCGUCGUGACGGCCAUUCCAAUCAUCUACUUCAGCACCAGCACGCGAGGCCGACGGCCGGGCGAGGCCAGUGCCUACUCUGUGUUUAACCCCAACUGUGAGGCCAUCGACGGCACGCUGACGGGCGAUCAGUUCCAGCGUGAGAUCAUGUACGGUCCCGGCGCCACCUAGCCGCGAUUCGUGUACUAGUGGUGCCUGGAGUCGCCGCGGGACGAUGGCAGCGUCAGACGGUGUUGGUGAUGAUCGGUGGUCUGCAGGAUCUUCGUGAAACAAAACCUGAAAGUUUCAGAUGUUAUUCAUAAUCCUGCAUUAAUCACAUGAAUUUAUUUUUGGUAUGAUAACAGCUCCAGGCUGUUUCUAAUUCGUGUGGUUCUUUAUAUGUUAUGUCUGCAGUGAUGGCAAAUAACUAGCAAUUUCGAACACAGGCACUUAACAUUCGCGUGGGAUGGUCGCUCUAAUGCCCUCAUAUAAGUUGCUAAGAGGUAGGCAAUGCCUGCUAAGAGGUAGGCAAUGCCUUGGCGCCUUUAAUGUUAUGACUGGCGAAUGUCUGUGCUCUCUAUGUAGAGCUAUCGAAUUACGGCGGAUGGCCUUUGGGGAGUGAAGGAUUUGCUUUACACUAGCUACCGUUUGGUUUAGUUAGAGAGUUGCGAUGCUUCCGGGUGUAUUUGGUCUAAUUGAUAGCUUUAGUUUCAAAACUCUUUCACUCUUUUGCUUCGGGGCUUGCCAUUACAACGGCGUUUGCUGUUUUUCCUAGUAGGUAUUCUAGCGUGGAGCAUGGAUAAAUUCAUGGUAUGAUAUCUGUGGAUUGGUUCAGCUGCGAGCUCUGCUUUACCGUUAGAAAUGCGUUUCAUGUUAGUUGAGCAAGACCAGGUUAUUUUUUCGUGAAGGGUGGUCUGAGCAAGAUGCAUUUACCUGAUAAGAGUGUAUCUGUUGUCCUUGAUAUGUUCACUGGGUUGUGCUUGUUAUUGCUCAUAUCAUUUAUAGUACCGCCUGUUUUAAAUUCAGUUCAGGUGGGUCAAUGUAGGUUGUGCGACAGUUGAAAUACCUGCUAUUAUUUAUUACAAAGGCUUGUAAGGCGUGUUCAUAAUCGUAAAUGUGAUAUAUUGAGCGGCACAAAUUGCGCCUAAUUACGGUGCCGACUGUUUGUCGUUGUUGUUAGUGUCAGCACGAGGGUGGCGUUGUUGUAUGGUGCGUGGAUUUAUCACUCGCCGCUGCUCAAUACACGUUUACGGACGAAA